Molecule: messenger RNA, 2037 nt
Organism: Haliotis rubra (blacklip abalone)
Lineage: Eukaryota; Metazoa; Mollusca; Gastropoda; Lepetellida; Haliotidae
Exons: 5
Coding region: 264-1208 (314 amino acids)
Source: RefSeq, a predicted model, not a curated record
CCGUCAGACAGGUUUGUGUGGACAGGCACUGCAGGUACUGGGUAUCACGCCGCUACAUUACGGCAAUCCAUGUUGUCAUGUCUACAAGAGAACAUUUUCAAGUCCACUAUGGAUACGGAAGGAAGUGAACAUGUGCUGCUUCGUGUUUGUUGUCUGACUACGAGUACACGAUUGUUUCAGGACGAGAACGAGGCCAAGAAUGAGACAGAAACUGCAACAACGUCCCCUCUUGACGAUGUGGCCACGCCAUAAGCUGGAUUAACAUGAACCCAGGGUAUUCCACUCCCAGGAACCAUACCUUCCCUCGUGACGGUGUGACAGUCAUCCCUUAUGACCUUGACCCCGCCGUUGAAGGUCACGACGAUAGUCCGCGUUUGACGUUCAGAACUCACUCAGGAGCUGCUUCUCUCGGAACAAGUGAUGAUGACGAUCACCUUUCAGUGACGUCAUUCCCGUUCCCACCCAGUCACAAUGGGGAAGCUGAAUAUGGUGGCCAAUCUUGUCCAAGCUCGAAUCUACAUUUUCACCCUGUGCGGUUAAAAAAGAAGUCUGUGUUUGUUACGUAUUUUCUGACAUUAUUUUUGGGGAUAGUUGGUGCUCAUCAUUUUUACCUUGGCCGCCCGAAAUUUGGGACAUUGUACAUAUUCACUGCGGGACUGCUUGGCCUAGGUUAUGUUGUGGAUCUGAUUCGUGUGCCGUGGUUGGUUGAGAAUGCAAACCUUGAACUUCACCAUCCGGAGCUGAGGGGAAGGAAGUAUCUCAUGGACGCGUAUCUUCUUUGGUUGCCUCCUUUUGGACUUUUAGGUUUUCAUCACAUCUACUUGGGCAACGUGUACACAGCUAUAGUGUACAUGAUAUCACUUGGCGCUAUAGUUCUGGGGUGGCUGUUGGAUAUCUGCUUUGUACCACUCAUCUGGAUGAAGAUAGCAAAUGUUGAUUAUCAACACGUUAUCUCAACUGUAAAUAAUCACAAUGCACCUGACAACACAGAGGUGAUCAGACAACCUGAUGUACUGUCAUCACAUGAUUGUGUAGUUGUGAUGUCAUCUGAUGACAUGGCAAUGGGUGAAGAUGCUGGGAGACCCCGUGCAACACUGACGCUGUCUCCGCCGCCGUAUUCUGAAGUGGAUGAACUCGCUGGGGACGCCUGCAGUCCGCCCUCCUAUGAAGAAGUACUAGCGAUGAGUGCGCGAGAAAGCAUCACUUGACAACACUGAUGGGAGAUAUGUCAGGAUGUCCUGAAAACGGUGCUUGCAAGCUGACAUUCUAUCGAACAUACGUUGUGAUAUUCUGGUCAUCCACUGAUUGUACGAUUGAAGGAUUUUGUUACCUCCUCACUUUCGUCCUGACGAUGUCUUAGCAGCAUCCACUGUUAGCUGAUAACCGCGAUAUGCACCAGUUUUUAAACAAAAAGUACUUUGCUGUGUUGGACCAUGAACGGACUUCCUAUGCUGGGAAUCGAACCAGUUAGUAUGGUGUGACAAGUGAACGUUUGGAUCUCAAGACGUCCUCCACAUCAAUCUCCAUAAAUUGAUUAACACUUUAAAUAAACUUAAAGGUACUUUAAAUAUUUGUAUUUGUAAUAACAUGAGAUUUGGGGUUGUUUAGUAAUGAAAACCACAAGGCUACCGGGUGUGAGCUGAGGGCACCAAUGCGCUCCUUGUACGUAAAACCCUGAAACAAUUGAAUGUAUAUAAUACAUCUAUAAUGACUUCCAGACAUAGUUAUCAAAUGUCUGGGCGUAUUUGGAUCUGGAUAGUGAAAACAAAACACACCAAAUGCCGCCUGUGCGGUUUUUCAGGGAGUUAUGCAGGGAGUACAAACAGUACGAUGAAAAAGCAUUUGUCAUCUAAACAUCCAAAUACUAGUUUGACCAGCCUAAACGUAGACAGGCCACUCUUGGGAUAUUUGCCAACUUUGGAAUCGGUGCGAAAGGGCCACACACAACAAUGCCCAUGUGCGGUAGCGACCUGCGACCACACAACACUGUGAAAGGUGACACUAUUGAUACUGUUCAUUAAACAUCUUGAAAUGUAA